This is a messenger RNA of Xenopus tropicalis (tropical clawed frog), 1541 nucleotides long. It is a transcript of the gene tuba5, whose product is annotated as tubulin alpha 5. Gene Ontology annotation, cellular component: cytoskeleton; microtubule. The transcript has 5 exons. Lineage: Eukaryota; Metazoa; Chordata; Amphibia; Anura; Pipidae. Gene Ontology annotation, biological process: microtubule-based process. The coding region runs from base 116 to 1465 and encodes 449 amino acids. The record is from RefSeq and is marked validated. Gene Ontology annotation, molecular function: structural constituent of cytoskeleton; GTP binding.
CGGAGACCCGUAGCGCGUCUAUAGUCAACGGAGCCAAAGAGGGCGAGUGUAGGAAGACUGAAGGUUAUCUGGUCUUUUAUUUACUUCUACCGGUGCGCACACAUCUAAUCAGAAAAUGCGUGAGUGUAUAUCUGUCCAUGUUGGCCAGGCUGGAGUUCAGAUCGGUAAUGCAUGCUGGGAACUUUACUGCCUAGAACAUGGGAUCCAACCAGAUGGUCAGAUGCCUAGUGACAAAACUAUUGGGGGUGGAGAUGAUUCCUUUAACACUUUCUUUAGUGAAACUGGAGCAGGAAAACAUGUUCCUAGAGCAGUGUUUGUAGACCUGGAAUCUGCAGUCAUAGAUGAGGUUCGUAAUGGGACAUAUAGGCAGCUUUUUCACCCUGAGCAGCUUAUAACUGGUAAAGAGGAUGCUGCCAAUAAUUAUGCACGUGGGCACUACACUGUAGGAAAAGAGAUCAUUGACUUGGUGCUGGAAAGAGUACGGAAACUGGCUGACCAAUGCACAGGUCUCCAGGGUUUUCUGAUUUUCCACAGCUUUGGAGGAGGAACAGGAUCUGGAUUUACAUCCUUGCUUAUGGAGAGACUAUCUGUAGAUUAUGGCAAGAAGUCCAAGUUGGAAUUUGCCAUCUAUCCAGCCCCACAAGUGUCUACAGCUGUGGUUGAACCCUAUAAUUCCAUUCUUACCACACACACUACACUGGAGCACUCUGACUGUGCAUUUAUGGUGGAUAAUGAGGCCAUUUAUGACAUAUGCAGGCGGAACCUCGACAUUGAGCGCCCAACCUACACUAAUUUGAACCGCCUCAUUGGCCAGAUAGUCUCUUCUAUCACAGCCUCCUUGCGCUUUGAUGGGGCCCUCAAUGUGGACUUGACAGAAUUCCAGACCAAUUUGGUGCCUUAUCCUCGUAUACACUUCCCUCUUGUCACGUACUCUCCUAUAAUUUCUGCCGAGAAAGCAUACCAUGAGCAGCUCUCUGUGUCUGAAAUCACAAAUGCCUGUUUUGAACCAUCUAACCAGAUGGUAAAAUGUGACCCACGACACGGCAAGUACAUGGCCUGCUGUAUGUUAUAUCGUGGAGAUGUUGUGCCAAAGGAUGUGAAUGCUGCAAUUGCGGCUAUUAAGACCAAACGUUCUAUACAGUUUGUGGACUGGUGCCCAACAGGUUUUAAGGUGGGAAUAAAUUACCAGCCACCUACUGCGGUUCCAGGUGGUGAUCUUGCCAAAGUUCAGCGCGCAGUCUGUAUGCUCAGCAACACAACAGCUAUUGCCGAAGCCUGGGCACGUCUGGACCAUAAGUUUGACCUUAUGUAUGCAAAACGUGCUUUUGUGCAUUGGUAUGUUGGUGAAGGCAUGGAGGAGGGUGAAUUUUCUGAGGCACGAGAGGAUCUUGCUGCUUUAGAAAAAGAUUAUGAGGAAGUGGGCACAGACUCUAUUGAGGGAGAGGAUGAAGGGGAGGAAUAUUAGUGCCAUUCCAUUGAAGUGCAUUAUACAGAAUGUCAUUCCUGACAUAGCUGCUUGAAAUAAAGGUUUUUAUUCCAAG